AUGCCCAACGAUCAAAAAGAGAGCGAAGGUUCGUCCGUGCGGGCUGAGGCUGGCCAAACUUCAGGUGAUAGUGGAGGCAACUCAGCGGCCGUUGAUCAAGUCUUUUCCAAGUUUAAGGAUUUUCUUGAGAAAAAAUUAGAAGAUAAAGGAAAGCAAAUCGAACAAAGGAGUAAGUUAGAUAAAGAAGUUGUACAGCUAAAGUUCAAAGGUAACCAGAAACAAUUUGAGCUUAAUGCCGAAUUAGAUGCCAUUUUUGAAAGCAUUGAAACUGAAAGUGAAAGCAUCGAGCCAAAUUUGUCGCAGAUCAAGAAACUUUCCCAAGAAGGCAGGCAACGUAUUCGAAAGCGACAGAAGCUGAUAAAAAUCGCUGAUAAAAGUAGGGACGGCUGGCAGGUUGUAGCCGAGUACGAGUCGGACGAGCUUGCAUCCGGCUCUGAAGAUGAAAAGCGUCUUAAGAAGGCAAGAGAAGCGGCGAGCCGCAAGAGACGUCAAAAGGAACAACUCUCCAGCGAUCGUGGAAAGAAACCAAAAAUUGCUUUGGGCGCUGAUAAUCAGCUUUUUCGUGGUAAGAAAAAGGAGCCUCCUCUUUACUUUGUAUAUUCAUAUGUGUUUUGGAUCUGCUUGCGCAUCCUACCAUAUUUCUCGUGUGAUUUGUUUGUAUUACGGGAAUUUAGAUUUACGUUCGUUUGAGCGAAGCGAAUUAGAACGUAAAUGUAUUUUCCGCUGUUAUUCCAAGUAAUUAGUCGCAGUUGUUCUCGUUUCACACCUGCCGCACCCACUAUUGUGCAUUCUGUUUUGCAUUGAUGUCCUGAUUGGCCAGUUAUUAGUAUUUAUACUCUCCGUUGUCUCUUGAGUACCAUUCACGCUCGCGGUUCCAUACAGUUUAUUCAUCUUUCUGGUUUACGCCCCCCACCCCCCCUCCCGUUUAUUUCAGGUUUCGUCAUUGCUGUUAUCUUUCAGGCCGUAGAGACGCUUCUGGCGACUUCUUUCGCUGUUUCAAAUGCGGCAAAUUUGGACACUGGGCCAAGGACUGUAGAUCCAUGUUCUGGCCGGGAAGUUACCAGUCCCCUAGCUACAAUUCUUGCCCUGGAAUCUCGUACAACAAGCCAACCGCAGGCCAAUCAACUCAACCAAAGCAAUGAAGAUUACUUGGCGCAGGUAGAUCAAAUGACACAGAAUUACGAACUUGAAAGUGGACAUUCAUUAAGUGUUAAGGGUAAUCUGAAGAAUAAUUUAGGUUUCUGGAGAUCUAUAGGUGCUCCGGAUUUUAUUUUGUCUAUUAUUGAAAACGGAUACAGGCUGCCGUUCAUCAGUUUUCCGUUGGCCGUAAAGCGAGGAAAUAAUAAGUCAGCUCGACUUCAUGCUGAUUUCGUGGACCAAGCCGUUCUUGAGCUUGUUAACUCUGGUCGGGUGCGUAUCGUUAAUGAGCAGCCCUUUGUUGUAAAUCCCUUGUCAGUUUCUAUACAGCCAUGCGGUAAAAAGAGGUUAAUUCUUGAUUUGUGCCAUGUCAAUAAGUCAUUAAUUAAGCAAAGUGUUAAGUACGAGGACUGGAAAAUUGCUAUGGCUUAUUUUGCGAAAGACGCGCACAUGUUUUCGUUUGAUUUAAAAAGCGGUUAUCACCAUAUCGACAUUGCGCAUGAGCACCAAACUUUUCUGGGGUUUUCAUGGCGGUCGUCUGAUUCCGUUAAUGAAGUAUUUUAUGUUUUCACUGUGCUCCCGUUCGGUCUUUCCUCUGCCCCUUAUGUUUUCACAAAGGUUUUGAAGCCUUUAGAAAAGUAUUGGAGAAUACAGGGUCUUUGUAUAGCCAUCUUCUUGGACGAUGGUUGAGCAAUUGUUCAGGAUAGAGAAAGUUGUCGCAUUAAGGCCCUAGCUGUAAGGGGGGAUUUGUAUAACGCGGGUUUUGUCGUUAACGAAGACAAAUCGGUAUGGGAACCCACCCAAGUAUUGGACUGGUUGGGUAUAACCUGGAAUUCUGCACUGGGUACUUUGAAAAUUGUAGAGAGAAGAAUUCUUAAGAUUAUCAGUACAAUUGAUCAUAUUAUUGAAGCCGAUUUCAAAGUGUCUGCGCGAGAGUUGGCCUCCUUCACAGGUCAAUUAUUUCUACCGGGCCUGUAGUUGGUAACAUUGGCAGGAUAAUGACCAGACAUUGUGUCUUGUCCACCUUGUGCAAAGAUAACUGGGAUUCUGUAUUCCGUCUCGACGAUUACUGUAAGGAAGAACUGUAUUUUUGGAAGGAAAAUAUGGUUAAUAUCAACUCUAGGUAUUGCUUUGUAAGUAAAGAUCCUAUUUAUUUUGUAUAUUCGGAUGCCAGUGCUACCGGAGGUGGAGCAAUUAUUGACUUUAACAAUGAUUUUGUGUGCCACAAAAUUUGGUCGGGGAACGAGAGAGUUCAAAGUUCAACGUGGAGGGAGUUGUCUGUUAUUGAGUUUUCAUUGCAAUCAUUUUGCCUCAGUGUUGAAAGGAUCACACGUUAAGUGGUUUACUGAUAGCCAAGCAGCUGCUAAGAUUGUUGUAGUGGGCAGCAUGAAAUUAGGUUUGCAUAAGAUGGCCCGAAGCAUUUUUGAUAUUUGUAUUCGAUGGGGGAUUCAUUUAGAAGUGCAAUGGAUCCCUCGCACUUCGAAUCAGCAAGCUGAUUAUAUAAGUCGUUUAAUUGAUACUGAUGAUUGGCAAAUUACUGAAGAAUUUUUUCUUUUUCUUGAUGGUCGGUGGGGCCCGCAUAGUGUUGAUUGUUUUGCUAAUUAUUAUAAUCACAAGCUCCCAAAAUAUUUUUCGAGGUUUUGGAACCCCAAUACUUCGGGUGUCGAUUUUUUCUUUCAGUCUCUUCGAGGAGAAAAUUGCCUAGUAGUCCCUCCAGUUGGUAUCGUCCCACGUGUAUUGCAUUAUUUGAAAUCUCAGCGGGCCGUUGGUACGCUCGUUGUACCUCUUUGGCCUUCGGCUCACUUUUGGCCUUUAAUUACACACAAGUAUAGUAGUUAUCUUGUGGCUCACAGUAUUCAUAUCGGGAAUGAGGUUCUAACCCGCGGAAGAAACCUUAAUUCGCUCUUAGGGUCUGAUCUUUUCACAGGAAAUAUUAUUGCCUUUAGAUUGAAAUUUACUGAGUAA
Molecule: messenger RNA, 3102 nt
Organism: Porites lobata
Lineage: Eukaryota; Metazoa; Cnidaria; Anthozoa; Scleractinia; Poritidae
Source: the annotation of a GenBank genome assembly